Molecule: messenger RNA, 3390 nt
Organism: Emys orbicularis (European pond turtle)
Lineage: Eukaryota; Metazoa; Chordata; Testudines; Emydidae
Gene: SACK1H
Product: family with sequence similarity 83 member H
Exons: 4
Coding region: 1-3390 (1129 amino acids)
Biological process (GO): protein localization to cytoskeleton; intermediate filament cytoskeleton organization; positive regulation of cell migration
Cellular component (GO): keratin filament
Molecular function (GO): protein kinase binding; keratin filament binding
Source: RefSeq, a predicted model, not a curated record
AUGGCUCGCCGGUCCCAGAGCUCCUCACAGGGGGACAACCCCCUGGACCCUAACUACCUGCCACCCCAUUACAAGGAGUAUUACCGGCUGGCUCUGGAUGUGCUAGCUGAGGAGGGGCAAGAGAGUUAUCAUCGUUUUCUGGAUGAAGAAGGAGCCCCUGACUUUCUCUGCAGCACAGAGGUAGAGCACAUCACUCAGCAUCUCCAGAAGCCCCAGUAUGCCAACCAGGAGAGCAGCUGCACGGAUGCCAUGCAUGGCAGUGACAUAGACGGAUCCUCUGGGACUUAUUGGCCUAUGAAUUCUGACCUUGCUGUCCCUGAGCUUGAUCUGGGCUGGCCAAUGGUCUUUGGAUUCAGGGGUACUGAGGUAACAACUCUGGUGCAGCCACCACCCCCAGACAAUCCCAGCAUCAAGGAAGAAGCCCGUAGGAUGAUCCGAGCUGCACAACAGGUGGUAGCUAUAGUGAUGGAUGUUUUCACAGAUGUGGAUCUGCUGAGUGAGGUGCUGGAUGCUGCUGCCCGCAGGGUCCCUGUGUAUAUCCUCCUGGAUGAAAUGAACUCCCAGCUCUUCCUAGACACAGCUGCUAAGUGCAAAGUCAACCUCAACUAUGUGGAGUUCCUGAGGGUCCGGACGGUUUCUGGCCCCACCUAUUACUGCCGCACGGGGAUGUCCUUCAAAGGGCAUGUGAAAGAGAAGUUCCUGUUGGUGGACUGCAUGGUGGUGCUAAGUGGCAACUACAGUUUUAUGUGGUCCUUUGAGAAGAUUCAUCGAAGCAUCGCUCACAUCUUCCAAGGGGAGCUGGUGUCCAGCUUUGAUGAAGAAUUCCGAAUUCUCUUUGCACAGUCAGACCCUCUCAUUCCUCCAGCCAAUGUCUUGGUGAAGGCAGAGAACCCAUUUACCAUGGCCCCCUUUGGCAACAAUAUGCCCUUCUUUCCAAAGAAAGCACACCUGCUGUUCCAGAGGGAUGACAAUGUCUUUCCACCCUUCAUGGACAGAGUUGAUCCAGACAGAUACUUGUCAGCCUUCAGACGGGAUGAACUGAUGCGCCAUACUAUGGAGGGGUCAGCAAUGCGCAUGUAUUCUAAGAAGGCAGAAAUGGAGAAUUCUCAGAUAGAUCCUGUCAGAGGUUUAUUCCGCUCCAAGCAGUUAGAGCUGGAUUCCUUUAAGAGACACAGCUUUGCUGAAGGAACCUUUGAAAACUUUUCUUCUUCAAAGCAGUGUUCUAGGCAGAUGUUCAUGAACAAUCUGGAUGACUUUAAAAUGCAAUCCAGUCACUUUCAAAAGGACCAGUUCUACCAAUAUCAAUUUGAACAUCCCCAUGCUUCCAGCAGGCCUCAGGGGUUCUUUGAGCGAAUCCGAGGUGGUAGGCCAGGAUUCAAUGAACUGGAGGACUAUGCACAGGGCCCCAGAUAUCCUGAACUUGAAUCCCACUUCCCACAGGAGGGUUUCCCCUUAAGGCUAGAUUAUGAGCCUUCAAAUUCUUCUAGGGAAGUGAGGCAUGGUUCUGACCAGGUGAACCCUGCAGGGAAUGGCCCACUAGGGCUGAUGUCACUAAGGAGGCAAAACAUAGGGCAGAAAUUCAUGUGCCAGACAUCCCCCACACAGAAGCAGAGCCUGGAACAACGACUGUUUUUACAAGACCAGGACCCAGAUCAGGACAAGAAGACCCAGGAAAAUAGAACAGGUUUGCGUAACUGGAGGAUUUCUUCAUACCUGAGUGCAUACCAGUCUGAACCAGGAGACGAAGGCAUCCCAAUGCCCAUGGAAUCAGAGUCAUAUAAUGAUGUUUUGAGCCUUGGAGAGCCCCUCACAAAGUACCCCAGUGACCUGAUCUCAUCUUUCAAGUCUCCUAUGUCAUUUAAUAAUAAAUCAUUGGGAAUUGAAAGUGCCAAAGAGUCAACAGGUACUGAGAGAGCAGGUGAGGAGACCUCCCUUGUGAAACAGGAUUCCUUUAGGUCCAGGAUAAAUCCUUUGAUCCAGAGGAGCUCAAGGCUCAGAUCUUCUUUGAUUUUUAAUGCCGCCAAUUUAGAUCAGCAGAAUAUGACAAUGGAGAAGGUUCAGAUGAUCCAAAAGGAGCAAAUGUCCAAUGAGAUUAUAAAAGACAAUGAAACUAUAAAGGCAGCCACCUCUUCUAAAGUAGCAGAACUUUUAGAGAAGUACAAAACUGUGGGCAAAGACAUAGAGAGUGCUACAGUUAGUCACACCAAAGCUGUUUCCAGUUUUCUACAGGAAGAAUCUCAGAAUGCAGAGAAAAAAUGUACCAAAUCCGUGCAAUACAAGAUCCUGGAGAGUAGGGUGCUAGACUCAAAAGAAUCCUUCAGUAGUUACAAGAUGCACAUGGAGUCUGAGAAACAGUUUGGUAUGUCUCCUUCAGCCACCCAGCUCCUUGACACACUGAGUAAAGAUCCUAUAACAAAUAUUAGCAGCAAAAUGGAAAAACUAUCUUCUCGGUUCUAUUCCACAGACAGCAAACCUGCUCUUCCAAUGAAGGAGAACCUGAUAUUGGUAGGAAACACUCAGAAGCUUGCUCUGCCAGAGAACAGGGAGAAACUGACAUUCAAAAGAGACACACAGGAACUAGCUGACACAGAAUUCAAGAAACCGCAGGCUAGGAUAAGCACCACAUCGAUUCCUGAAAGUUUAUCCAAGAAUCAAGGGUCUGACAGCUCUCUCAAUAAAUCCGAGGAAGAGGGUGCCAAACAGGAACAGAGUCCACUGGAAUUUUUUAGGAAAGGGUCGCUAAGGUUGAAACAGUUGCUGAAUCCAAAGGUUGAUAAGAAAUCAGAGGAAGAAACCAAUCUUGAGAGUGGAAAGUUUGACAAGCAGACCAUGAGCCUUAAACGAUCUUCCAAGGGGGAUUAUCAGGAAGUGAUGGAGGAAGAGAAAUCCCAAAGGAUCACAACAGCACCUGCUCUCAAAAGCAACCAGCCAUCUCAGACCAGGUUUGCUUCUUCCACGGCAAACAUCCUAUACAGCAGCAACCUCCGUGAUGACACAAAGGUGAUUCUGGAGCAAAUUUCCGCCAACAGUCAGAAGAACAGAGCUGAGCUGGCCAAGCAACUACCAUCCACAAGUAAUCCUGAUCUUACCAAGUCUACCAGCAGCUUGGAAUAUAAAGGUGAGGAGAAAAGCUGCAACAUUAGCAGGUCAGAAAGUUUUGGGAGCCAUAAGAAGAAUCUUCAGAGGCAACCAUCAGAGGACAGAGAUACCCUUCUGAAAAAGAUGGAGAAUAUGCGAAAGGAGAAGCGGGUGUAUAGUAGGUUUGAGGUCUUCUGCAAGAAGGAUGAACAACCAAAUCAGAAUGAUGAGGAAUAUGACACAGAUGCCAAAGACAAGAAAAUGGGGAAAUUCAUGCCCAAACUCCUGGGGACCUUCAAAACCAAAAAGUGA